Molecule: messenger RNA, 1719 nt
Organism: Gaeumannomyces tritici R3-111a-1
Lineage: Eukaryota; Fungi; Ascomycota; Sordariomycetes; Magnaporthales; Magnaporthaceae
Exons: 1
Coding region: 1-1719 (572 amino acids)
Source: RefSeq, a predicted model, not a curated record
AUGGAGAAGUUCAAGACGCUCACCGCUAUACAGAUGACAGAGGCCAACACAGAAUAUGCUGAGAAAUUGCAGGCGGGUGAGGCCGACAUCGCCGCGAUGGCAGCGGUGUGUCUGCACUACUGGCAGGAGAAGCCGGAGCAGUGGCCCGCCUUGGUGGCAGCGUACCGGCACGGGAGCGAGCCCGGCCUGGAGAGGCACCAGGCAUGGAGCUGGCUGAAGGGCAAUGCGGACGUCGACAAAAUCCGCCAAUGCUUCGCCCAGGCGCGGAACACGGUAUGGGCCAGAAAAAUGGCAUGGGCCGCACUGAGGGUUGUCAACCCCACGAUCAUCCCGAGCCGCAACAAAAUCAGGUUGUUCGAUCUUUUAAGCAAGGUCAGCUUAGCCAAAGCCAUCGCGACGAACAUGAAGGAACCCUUUAAGGUGGUGGAGUGCAGGCUCAAGGCGGCGAGGAUGCAGGCAGUCCUGAGGAAGGCGCCGAAAGCUGCAGACUUUCCGGAUUUCGACAAGCAAACGGCGGAAUGGAUUUCUGGUAUUCUCACAUGGGCACAAGAUGCGCAAGAUCCAGUUAUUCUCACAGGCCACCUUAGACCCCCGGAGAGCUACCCGAACCCUAUGGCCAUCCCGAAAUGGGUGGAAGCCAGGAAGAAGGGAACCGAUCCGGUGCUGACGGCAGCCUUAGAGGCCAAGCUGGCAGUCAAGACGGCGUCCGAGUUCGCAAGACAGGCGGAGCAGCAGGCAGAGGAGGCAGAGAGAGCGAAGGACAAGGCGACGAGACAGGCCGCCGCCAUGGCCGCCGGAGAACGAGCCACGAUGGCCGAGGCAGCGGCAGAGCUGUCACGGAAGGUCGCGGAGCUUACUCGUGAGUCGAGGGGCAAGGAAAUCGAAAAUGCGGAAAAGUACGCAGCCGACGCCAGCGCGAGCGCGGCCCAGGCCAGAGCACACGCGACGAGAGCGGAGAACUCCGUCAAACCUACAGAGCGGGUGCUCAACGGUGUCACCUACGCGGCGGAGCUCGCAUCGUGCGUGACGAAGCCCAGCAAACUCGACAGCCUCUGGAAGAUCCACCCCAGCAAAUACGCGGGCAUCAUCGACUGCCUCGACAAACACGAGGACAUGCUGAACGACCUUACCACCUGGGCGACGACAGUCUGGAGGGCUGUGAGUGCCCCAAAGUCCGUGAAAGAGAUGGAUGACAUGCUUCGUGAGCUCGAGAUGGCAGCGGGUCACGCCAGAGCAGAGAAGCACGGGGCCUCAUGGGAGAUGGAGUUUCUCAGGAACAAGCUCACGGGCGACACCCGUGUGUCAGACGCAAUGCUUGCGGUGUACCAGUGCGUCGUGGUGAACCUGAUGCCCAUCGUCCUGGCGGUGCGACUGGGAUGCGCCAGCGGAGCAGACCAGGUCGCAGGAAAUCUGCCCUGGGACGACAUCCUCGGUCGAGACUGGAAGCAGUACGUCAAGACAAAGUUCUAUAUGGAUCAGGUCCAACUAAACAGCCGCCAGAUAUAUGUGCAGUAUAUCGAGGAGGGACUGCAUCUGGUGAAGCACAAGGAGUGCGAGAAGAGACCGAGGGAGAUGACUCCUCUGGAGCGCGCAAUCGAGAAAAGCCUGGAGGAGUCCAGGAUGGUGGCAAGAAAACUCGCGAUGGAGAUCGAGUUGCAGACGAUGAAGCAGAACAAAACACAAGGAGCGGACCAAAAAGUCAAACGAGAGGACGACUGA